Daucus carota subsp. sativus is the source of this 1968-nucleotide messenger RNA. RefSeq names its product laccase-15. Gene Ontology annotation, biological process: lignin catabolic process. Gene Ontology annotation, cellular component: apoplast. Gene Ontology annotation, molecular function: hydroquinone:oxygen oxidoreductase activity; copper ion binding. Lineage: Eukaryota; Viridiplantae; Streptophyta; Magnoliopsida; Apiales; Apiaceae. Bases 72 to 1772 code for a protein of 566 amino acids. The record is from RefSeq and is a predicted model, not a curated record. The transcript is spliced from 6 exons.
AUCUCUGCAACUAAACCAAGUUUACCAGAAAAGAAUCUGCUAAUCUUUUUGGUUCUAUUUAAAAUUCAAAAAUGCUUAAUCAUAACAUGCCUAGCAUUUUUUUUCCUCUAGCAGCUCUGUUUAUAUUCGUCCAGUGUCAUGCUUGGGGAGACCACGGUCACUAUGACUUUGUGGUGAAGGAAGCAAGCUACACAAGGCUGUGCGAAACAAAGAAGAUCCUCACCGUAAAUGGUCAAUUUCCGGGGCCAACUCUGUAUGCUCGCAAAGGCGAUACUCUUGUCAUCAAUGUUCAUAAUCAAGCAAAACACAAUAUUACUAUUCACUGGCAUGGAGUAAGGCAACCGAGAAAUCCAUGGUCCGACGGACCGGUGUAUAUCACACAAUGUCCGAUCCAGCCAGGAGCUACUUUCACACAGAGGGUGAUACUAACAGACGAAGAAGGUACCUUAUGGUGGCACGCUCAUAAUGACUGGACAAGAGCCACUGUGCAUGGCUCUAUUCAGAUUUAUCCCAGACAUGGCUCUAGCUACCCCUUCCCAGCCCCUCAUCAAGAUGUCCCCAUCAUCUUAGGACAAUGGUGGAAGAAAAAUGUAACAGAGGUGCUUGAGGAGUUUCUUGCGUCAGGGGCAAGUCCAAACACUUCUGAUGCUUUUCUUAUAAAUGGUCAGCCUGGUGAUCUGUAUAAUUGCUCAAAGCAGGAUACAUUCAAACUCAAUGUGGAGUAUGGAAGAACGUAUCUCCUUCGUAUAAUAAACGCGGUGAUGAACGAAAUCAUGUUUUUCGCCAUUGAUGGUCACAAUCUAACGGCCGUGGCAACAGAUGCUGCGUACUCCAAGCCAUUGACAAGGGAAUACAUGGUCAUCGCCCCGGGCCAGACCCUCGAUGUUCUGUUGCACGCAGACCAGAAGCCUGAUCAGUAUUAUAUGGCUGCAAGAGCAUACUCUUCGAGUCCUGUUAUUCCUUUUGAUAACACAACUACCACCGCAAUUUUACAAUAUAUUGAUAAUCAGAAUCCGCCAAGUGAACUGCCUAGGCUUCCGUAUUACAAUGACACGAACGCGGCUUUUAGUGUCCUCGGUGCACUCAAGGCCUUGGCUAGCGAAGAACAUCCUGUUUCCGUACCAAAUAAAAUCAGCACCAAAUUGUUCUUCACUGUUUCGAUCAAUGCACAGCCCUGUCCUAACACACGUUGUCAGGGGCCGAAUGGGACACAUUUGGCCGCGAGUGUCAACAACAUAAGUUUUGUGAAUCCGUCUGUUGACAUACUUGAGGCCUACUAUUAUCACAUAACCGGAGUUUAUAAGAACGGUUUUCCCAGCAUUUCGCCUCUGAUGUUUAAUUACACAGCGGAUUAUGUGCCUUUGAAUUUUAAUGCAGCAAAGAGAGGGACUAAAGUGAAUGUAAUACGCUAUAAUUCGACUGUGGAGCUGGUUUUUCAAGGCACAAAUCAGGUAGGAUCCUCCAUUGAUCAUCCAAUGCACUUACAUGGGUACAGCUUCUAUAUUGUGGGAUAUGGUUUCGGAAAUUUUGACAAGGAUAAGGACCCUUUGAACUAUAAUCUCGUUGAUCCGCCUUUGCGGAACACGGUUGUUGUCCCCAGGAAUGGAUGGGCUGCGGUGAGGUUCAAAGCGGACAAUCCUGGAGUAUGGUUUAUGCAUUGUCAUUUAGAGCGUCACCUGUCAUGGGGAAUGAACAUGGUGUUUAUAGUGAGAAAUGGAAAUCAUCCGAAGAGCCGAAUCUUACCCCGGCCAGCAGACAUGCCACCGUGCUGAAAUAUCGACAAUUAAUUUUAUAUUAUUUAAAUAAAUUAAAUCUGUGGGUUUGCUUAGUUUGUCAUUCUUUGUUUUUCAGGAUUCUGGUAUUGUAAUAUGAUUGAUAUAUUGUGUGUAGCCAAAACAGUAUUGUACUAUUGUUAUACUUCAAGUUGUUGCUAGUUGUUAUAUAUUAUAGUAAUUAUUGGUUUAUUUA